Melitaea cinxia (Glanville fritillary) is the source of this 2992-nucleotide messenger RNA. RefSeq lists its product as uncharacterized. Gene Ontology annotation, molecular function: SNARE binding. Gene Ontology annotation, biological process: SNARE complex assembly. The record is from RefSeq and is a predicted model, not a curated record. The coding region runs from base 195 to 2981 and encodes 928 amino acids. Gene Ontology annotation, cellular component: endosome; lytic vacuole. Lineage: Eukaryota; Metazoa; Arthropoda; Insecta; Lepidoptera; Nymphalidae. The transcript is spliced from 10 exons.
GUUGGUUUAGGUCAACUGAACAAUGCAUCUUUAUUUAUUUAUUGCAAUUGCAAUGAAAUAACUAAACUUUUUGUGUCCAUUAUAAGCGUAUCAACCUAGACCACUAGGUCUAAUGUAUCACGUGGGUAAUGUGAAGCUCUUUAUUUUUAUGUUUCGAUUAAUUACUUUGUGAUCUGUGCGUGUGUUGUAAGAAAAUGUUUGGAAGACCAAGAUGCAGAGAAUGGACCCCUCUGACAACUCAACAACUUCGUCUUCGAAGCUUAAUUCAGAUUGUCGGCUACAACAUAAGACCACCGGAGGGAUAUACCCUUCAGUGUAGUUACUACUUAACUCUACAUCACACGACAAUGUCUGCACCGUUUUAUACAAGCGAGAGAAUAUGCUCACCUCAUCCCAAAUGGAAGGAAAUUGAUUCCGAAAUCACCCAGCGUAUGUCGUCUACAAACGUCGUUAUAAGGAUAUGGUGCCAUAUUCUUACUCCGCCUUGUAAGGACGAUGAGGAAAAAGUCAAAGUUCAGGAUACUGUUAUUCAGACGUGGGGUGUAUAUUUUAGUGGUCUCAGAUAUAUAGGAGCUAAUUUAGCUUUAAAUUUUACCUCAGAUUGUUUUAAAAGCAAUACUCUGGUAUUUCAAAUGCAUGGUGGAUACUUUUGUUCGUACAAAAGUCUGAAAUUGGACAUAAUACCGCCAGAAAAUGAAUUGGAACAAGGGUCACUCUCUUCAGGCUCAUCUGGCAAAACUAAAAUUUCAAAUAUCAUAUUGGAUUCCAGGGUUAUACAUAGUCGCAAAUUAUUAGGUGAAUCCAGAUCACUUUCGCCCGGAAAAUUUACAAGGAAAUCUGAUAAGGAAUAUUCGAAAAGUCACAGUCCAAUCGAAAGAGGUUUUAGACAGAAUUUUCCGACUAUGAGAUCUUCAUCAAGCUUAAACAUGUCAGUAAAUCAAAGGGAGAGUAGGAGAGACGGUAGCGGUGAUAGGAAUAACGUAGAUCCAAAUCAUAUUUAUGAGCAUUCGCCUGAUAACGUAGACGUUAGAGAAUAUACAACCAGUGAUCUCAACUGUGAUAAAUCAGCUUCCCAUGAGGAGCUAUCGAAUAAAGUAGAUAUGAGUGAAACGGCUGAGAGCUACGAUUUAAGGAACGAAUCUGAUGGAGUGCCAAAGUAUAGGUAUUUAGCAUUGAGUUUCCUCAAAUCUGAAAUUAGACCAAGUUAUAAUGCAACGAAACUGCAAAGUCUGCAUUUGCUACAGUAUGCGAUUAAGAAAAAGCAAGAGGCUGUGCAGGAAAUAAAAGAAAGAAUAUAUCAAAAGUCGGCGUUAAACGAAACUUUGUCCUCGGAUAAUGACUCGAAGGUAAAGGGUAAAAAUAAAUCGCAGAGGAAUCUGUUCUCUCCGGAUGAUAGUGAAGGAUUGAGUAAAGAAAAAUCUUCGUCUCAGACUAGUUUGAAUGUUAAAAAUGGGAAGGUCAGGGAGGAAAAAGCGCCGGUUUCAAACGGACCUCGAUUGACGUUGAAAUUGAAUGAUCUCUUAUCUUAUAAGUCUAAACCUUCUCCGUUUCAAAGAGCAGAACAUGUUAGACUUACAAAACAGUUAGAAAUAUUACAUUUUAAACGAUUAAUACUUUCUGAUGAGAGGGACAGCAAAUUAGCAAAUAUUAGAAAAUUAAAAGAGAAACAUGCGAAGCUGUGUGAAGAAAAUCAAGAUAUUGGUUCAGAGCUAAUGCAGAACUACCACACACUCUCACGUAGAACAGAAUCUGUUAAGGAAACAAGGGAAUCGUGUUACGCUUUGAGAGAAUUAGCUGCUAGAUCUCACGCUGCCUUGGCUAGUUAUAGAAGCGAUAUGUUGUUACAGUUAUAUAAGAUAUUCUAUAUACAACAGCAAGAUUCAAACUGGUCUAUUGUUGAUGUACCGCUACCGAUAUGUGGAGAUGAGAAUCGGGCAUCGAAUCCCGUGUCCGAUUCUGUCGCAGCUGGUUUUGUAGCCCAAGCGACUGUAUUAACAGCGGCCAUAUUGAACCAGCCACUGAGGUAUAAAAUAACCUUGCUCGGUUCGGCGAGCAAAAUAUUGGAUAUAACACCGGAUCUACCUGAUCCUAAUAUACCUCUGUUCGCGAGAGGAGGUGAUAUAACAUUAUUCCGUUACGCGAUGUUUCUGCUAAAUAAGUGUAUAGCACAGCUGCUGUGGGGGAGGGGUCUCUCAGUACAUGAUAUGAGACCAACUUUAGCUAAUUUGCAACGAUUGAUGACGACACCGAGUAAUUUGACGGACACAUCGAAACUAUUCGGCACAUACCGCUGGCUUGUAGAUAGUCAAUGUCCAAGGACACAGUCGUUACGAAGUCUUGUACCAUCAGAAAGGGGGAAAUUUAGACAAUUUAAUAGGUUUAAGGAAACAGUAGACACUCACACUCCCCAGAAGGCACUAAACGUCAAAAGGCAUAAACAUUCUAGAAGUGUUGGAAGUUAUCACGAAGAUCAAGAUUUAUCAAUGAACGAUUCGACAAUGUCAAUAAUGGGUAGCGAGUCAAACAUAUAUAAUAUGAAAUUAGCGAAAUCCGAAUGUUCACAAACUCUAAAACCACAUAACUCCGAUUCGGAAAUAACAAAACUUACGGAUACUGAAAGUAAAGUACAGUUUACUGUAGGUGAUGAUAUUGAUGGAGUUACCGAAAAGUUAGUAAGAAUGUCGACUAACAAUGACGAUGGUUGUCUAGGGGAUAAUGUUAAACGGAUUUGUUCGGAAAUUAACGAUUUCUGUUCGAAUUCGAACGACAAAAGUUACGAUGUUAAAAAUAUAGAUAUAGCUAAGUACAUGGAAAAGAAAAAUAGUGUUGAAAUAGAGGAUAUAUCUUGCGAUUCGUGUGAAAAUAAUAGAGAUGGUGUAUGCGAUUUUGUGUGUGCUAAUAAUGUGAGAGACGUUAUUGUUAUACCAAGCGCGGAGGCCAUGUUGGAAGAUUCGAAUUUAGAACAGGAACAAAAUAAUUAAAUUAAAAAUAA